UAAUCCCACAACCCUAGCUACAAAGUUACAUCUAUUCUCUCUGAAAUCUGAUAAAUAGCCUAUUCAUAAUAAAGAACGAUAAAAAAGGAAAAAAAAUUGUCAAUAUGUCUAAGUUUCUUGUUUAUCAAAUUGUCAAUAUGUCUAAGUUUCUUGUUUAUCUUUUGGUUUGUCUUUCUCUCCAUGCAUGCAGUGCUAGACCACUCGCAACAACUACUGAUGAAGAAAACAGAAUACAGGACGUAACAUUUUUGACAAGGGACACAUUUAAAACAGAAGGAAAAAUCACGUUUGAAAAUAAUGGAAGUGGAAGUCGAGAUGAUGCAAAACUUAUGUGGAAAAAGAGAUCAAAUGGAGAAGAAACUAAAGGAAACAAGGUCAUUACAGUUCAAGAAGGAGCUCAAGUAAAGAUGUUGAGGAGACAAUCGCGAUUGAUUCUAGAAACUCCACCAUUAGCACAACAUGAGGAAGAAGCAGUGAACUCCAUUGAAAAAGACCCUGUGGAAGACGUGGUGGUUAUGGACUAUGCUCAACCCCAUCGAAAACCACCUAUUCACAACACUAAACACUAGAUUUAUAUAUUUGUAUCUUAGUAGAUGAAAAAACAUACUUAUAUGUAUUUUGCUUUCUCGUUUAUAUACGUGAGUCUGUCGGUUUUCAGUUUGUUCUUUUUUGUUUUUUUCGUAAAUGAAGGAGAAUCCUACAUAAGAAAUACUCGUAUAUGAUACGAUAUUCCAUAUAUGUACAAAUAGAAAUUCUAAGAAAGGCAAAAGCCCUAGCAAGAAAUAUCAGUGGUAUGGUCACGUGUUACAUUAAUGCAUGGUGAUUGAGGUUUAAGGGCA
Molecule: messenger RNA, 839 nt
Organism: Nicotiana tabacum (common tobacco)
Lineage: Eukaryota; Viridiplantae; Streptophyta; Magnoliopsida; Solanales; Solanaceae
Source: RefSeq, a predicted model, not a curated record